Molecule: messenger RNA, 2040 nt
Organism: Prorocentrum cordatum
Lineage: Eukaryota; Dinophyceae; Prorocentrales; Prorocentraceae
Source: the annotation of a GenBank genome assembly
AUGUCCACUAGGGGCGGAGACGGCGGCGUGGCUGGCUGGGUCGUCCAAGUGCUCACCGCACGCGACAGCGCGUCUGUCCCUGGCGAGUCCGCAGCGAAAGGGGUCGCCUGCAACCUGGCUCCCUCCGCGCUUGGCCCCCUGGCUGGGCUGCCGACGCCCGCGGUCGCCUUUGGCGGCCCGGCCGCGGGAGCGCUCGAGGCCCUGGCCCGGCCGGCUCCGCUCCGUGCCCGGGCAAGGACCCUAGAGCAAGGGGACUUCCUAGUGGCUUUCUUGGACGACGUGUACAUCAAGACCACCCGGGCCAGGGCCAGAGCCGCUUUCGACACCACCACCGGAGCAAUUCACCUCCACGCAAACGUGGAUUGCCACCUUGGCAAGUGCCGGGCCUACAGCAGGGGCGGAGGCGCAGCGCCGCCCGGAAUUGGCGAGCUGGGACAAGACGUCUGGAGGGGUGACAGAGCACCACCCGACCGAGGAAUCAAGAUCCUUGGCACCCCCCUAGGCACCCCAGAAUUCGUCGCCGCACACCUGGAGAGCAGACUACAGGAAGAGAGGAGACUCCUGGACGAACUGGCGCACCUGCCCGACCUACAGUGCGCUUGGCUCCUCCUCCUCCUUUGCGCCUCCCCGCGGGCCAACCACCUGCUGCGAACCCUGCCGCCAGAGGAAAUCGCAGAAAACGCGAGAGGCCACGACGGCGACAUGUGGGCCACCCUGCGCCGCCUCCUCGGGGACCCCGCAAUGUCGCAAGACGAAGAGCGACGGGCGCGCGCACUGGCAGCAAUGCCUGGACGACACGGAGGACUCGCGCUCCAAAGCGCCGCGCGCACGUCCCCAGCGGCCUACUGGGGCGCUUGGGCAGACGCCCUACACAUGCUCCACCAACGGCGCCCCGUUGAAGCCGCAGCGAUCAGAGACCUCCUCGACGGCACCAGGCCCGGCCGUAGGGGCAACCUUGCCGCAGCCGCCGCGGCCGCACAGCUGCUAGAAACCGAAGGCUUCCGGAGUCCUUCCUGGACCGACCUGCUCCAGGGGCUGCGCCCAGAAGCGCCGCCGCGCUCGGAGGCCGCCGAACCGGGGGAAUGGCAGCACGGCUGGCAGUUCCACGCUUGUUCCGCACGCAACACACACGACAGGGACAACGUGUUCAUGCCCAGCCUCACCAGGGCCAACCAGGCCAUGCUAAGGUCAGGCUCAGGACCGAGGGCCGCCUACUGGCUUCACACCUUACCCACCACCGAGGGGCACGUGUUCAAGCCCGCGCGGUUCCUGGCAGCCCUGCGCCGGCGCCUCAGGCUCCCGCUGCCGCUCCUCCCGCGCACGCGCGGGGCAGCCGGCCACCCAGGCUGCCGGGCCCGGCUGGACACGCUGGGAGACCACCUAGCCGCGUGCCCACGCACGGGGCUUCUCGCCAGACGCGCGAAACCGCUCGAACGUGCUUGGGCGAGGGUCGCCAGAGAAGCAGGAGGGAGAGUUGUCCCCCAACAGCUGCUGCGGGACACUAACGCCGUUGUCCACAACCCGCUGGACCGCAGACAAUUAAACCUAGUCGUCGACGGCAUCUCGCCGAACGGCGCCCCGCUGUGCUGCGACAGCACCAGGGUGUCCCCCCUCCGCAGGGACGGCUGGCACCGGCCGCGCGCCUUCGACACCGACGGCGCCGCGCUACUUGUGGCCGAAAGGCGCAGACGACGCAGGUACCACGAACCCGCGGCCGGCCAUUCAGGCCGCCUCAUGGUCCUUUCCUGCGAGGUCGGAGGCAGGUGGGGCCGCGUCUCCCUCCAGCUGGUGCGCCGGCUUGCCAAGCAGAAGGCGCGAGCUGCGCUGGCCCUCCUCCGACGCUCCGCGGAGCUCGCGUACACCAACCGCUGGUGGGGGUGCAUGAGCGUCGCGGCCCAGGACGCGCUCAUGGCCACCCUGACGGGCGACGGCUACCUAGCCUUGGGGGGCGCCGCUGGGGAGGACGACCCAGACCUGGCCGAAGUGCUGCUCGCAGACUCCGCCGGUCCACCCGCUAGCCGCCUGCCAACACGGCCCUGA